This is a messenger RNA of Daucus carota subsp. sativus, 7361 nucleotides long. Its product is annotated as glutamate synthase [NADH], amyloplastic. The record is from RefSeq and is a predicted model, not a curated record. NCBI's taxonomy places the organism in Eukaryota, Viridiplantae, Streptophyta, Magnoliopsida, Apiales, Apiaceae. Bases 357 to 6989 code for a protein of 2210 amino acids. Gene Ontology annotation, molecular function: iron-sulfur cluster binding; FMN binding; flavin adenine dinucleotide binding. The transcript is spliced from 22 exons.
UCGGCGAGAAGUAUCGCGAGAGAGAGAGGGAGCAUAUCAGAGCUGUCUUCUUGAUUUUCUCUCUUCUUGUUUACACCUCCUUUUAUUCUCUCUCUAUAUAUACAUACAUACAAUCACAUAUAUUAAAGUCCUUGAAAAUCAAGAUUUCUUCGCUCUGUGUUGUUUGUUUUUACAGAUAAGCAUCAGAUCUUAUCUCUUUUCAUCUUCAAACAUCUCUGACAUUCUGAAUCACCACAAACCCGUGAAAGAGAUCUGAUUUUUAACACAGCCAGAUAAAAAAUUUCAUAAGUUUAAUCAAUAUAACGAAAGUUCACUUUUAAAAUUGGAUCCUUGUGAACGAUUGAAUAGUAAUCACAAUGUCGGUGGCUCAAAAUUCGAUUUUUCAACCAAAACCCGCCUCGAAUUUGUGUUCAACCACCAAGCCUAAGGCUAUUCUGAACCCCCAACUCAAUGUUUUGAGUCGGGUCGCGGUGAGAGCCAAAGCAAAAGCCAAGAAUUGUGGGUUUGCUUUGGAGAAGAACAGGUUUUAUGGGUCCAGAUUACGUGGGUCGGGUCAAGAAAGGCACCAUCUUUGGCAAUCUGAUGGACCCGGAAGAGCUCCAAAACUCAAAGUGGUGGUCAAGUCUUCAAUGUCUCAGGUGCCUGAAAAGCCUCUUGGGCUUUAUGAUUCAGCUUUCGAUAAGGAUUCUUGUGGGGUAGGCUUUGUUGCUGAGUUAUCUGGUGAAAGCAGCCGUAAAACGGUAAGGGAUGCAAUAGAGAUGUUGGUAAGAAUGGCACACAGAGGUGCAUGUGGAUGUGAAGCUAAUACUGGUGAUGGGGCUGGGAUUCUUGUUGCUCUUCCUCAUGACUUUUACAAGGAGGUUGCUAAAGAUGUUGGCUUUGAGCUGCCGCCAUUUGGGGAAUACGCUGUUGGCAUGUUUUUCUUGCCUACUUCUGAAAGCAGAAGGGAGCAAAGCAAAAUUGUAUUUACGAAGGUUGCUGAGUCACUUGGCCAUACUGUUCUUGGCUGGCGCUCUGUCCCAACUGAUAACUCUGGAUUGGGCCCGUCUACUUUACAAACAGAACCUGUUAUUGAACAAGUGUUUCUUACACCUACACCUAGGUCUGAGGUUGAUUUUGAGCAACAGCUUUACAUAUUAAGGAGAGUUUCGAUGGUAGCUAUACGAGCGGCUUUAAAUCUCCAACAUGGCAGCGUCAAGGACUUCUAUAUAUGUUCUUUAUCCUCGAGAACCAUUGUCUACAAAGGUCAGUUGAAGCCCAAUCAGUUGAAGGAGUAUUAUUAUGCGGAUCUUGGCAAUCAAAGGUUUACGAGCUACAUGGCCCUGGUUCAUUCACGGUUUUCGACGAAUACAUUCCCGAGCUGGGAUCGUGCUCAACCUAUGCGUGUUUUGGGACAUAAUGGAGAAAUUAACACGCUUCGGGGAAAUGUCAACUGGAUGAAGGCCCGGGAAGGUCUCCUUAAGUGCAGGGACCUUCAGUUGUCAAAGAACGAGAUGAAGAAGCUUCUACCAAUCGUAGAUGCAAGCUCUUCUGAUUCAGGGUCUUUUGAUGGUGUCCUUGAGCUUUUAAUACGAGCUGGAAGAAGUCUCCCAGAAGCUAUAAUGAUGAUGAUCCCUGAAGCUUGGCAGAAUGACAAAAAUAUGGAUCCUGAAAGGAAGGAUUUGUAUGAAUAUUUUUCAGCCCUAAUGGAACCAUGGGAUGGUCCAGCUCUAAUAUCAUUUACUGAUGGUCGCUAUCUCGGAGCUACAUUAGACCGAAAUGGAUUGCGUCCGGGCCGCUUUUAUGUCACUCACAGCGGACGAGUCAUAAUGGCGAGUGAAGUUGGGGUCGUUGAUAUCCCACCAGAGGAUGUAUCUAGGAAAGGAAGACUGAAUCCUGGAAUGAUGCUUCUUGUGGAUUUUGAGAAGCAUGUUGUUGUAGAUGAUGAAGCUUUGAAGCAGCAGUACUCAAAGGCACGACCAUAUGGAAAGUGGCUUGAAAGACAAAAGAUUACACUUAAGAAUAUUGUUGAAUCGGUUCGUGAGUCUGACAGGGUGUGUCCUCCUAUAGCAGGAGUCAUGCAAGCAUCAAAUAACGAUGACAACAUGGAAAACAUGGGUCUGCGUGGCUUACUGGCUCCCCUAAAGGCUUUUGGUUAUACUAUUGAAUCUAUAGAGAUGCUGCUGCUACCAAUGGCCAAAGAUGGUGUCGAGGCUCUUGGCUCGAUGGGGAACGAUGCUCCCUUGGCCGUGAUGUCAAACAGGGAGAAACUCAUUUUUGAGUAUUUUAAACAAAUGUUUGCUCAGGUUACGAAUCCUCCAAUUGAUCCUAUACGGGAGAAGAUAGUUACUUCUAUGGAGUGCAUGGUUGGUCCAGAAGGGGAUCUCACAGAGACCACCGAGGAACAAUGCCACCGUCUAUCAUUGAAAGGCCCCCUUCUAUCCAUCGAUGAAAUGCAAGCAAUUAAGAAAAUGAACUACAGAGGCUGGCGUAGCAAAGUUUUAGAUAUAACCUAUUCAAAGGAACGGGGCGGAAAUGGAUUGGAGGAGACACUAGAUAGGAUAUGUUUGGAAGCACAUAAUGCAAUUAAGGAGGGUUAUACUACUUUGGUGCUUUCUGAUCGAGCAUUUUCACCAAACCGAGUUGCUGUUAGCUCACUCUUGGCUGUCGGUGCUGUCCAUCAACAUUUAGUCAAGAAACUUGAGCGUACUCGUGUAGCAUUGAUUGUGGAAUCUGCUGAACCCCGUGAAGUGCACCAUUUCUGUACACUGGUAGGAUUUGGUGCAGAUGGUAUCUGCCCAUAUUUGGCUGUAGAGGCCAUUUGGAGACUUCAGGUUGAUGGUAAGAUCCCACCCAAAUCUAGUGGUGAAUUCCACUCAAAGGAAGAGCUAAUCAAAAAGUAUUAUAGAGCAAGUCAAUAUGGAAUGAUGAAGGUUCUUGCUAAAAUGGGUAUAUCGACGCUGGCCUCAUACAAGGGUGCUCAAAUUUUCGAGGCUGUUGGUCUUUCAUCAGACGUGAUGGAUAGGUGCUUUGCAGGAACUCCAAGUAGAGUAGAAGGUGCAACAUUUGAGGCUCUUGCUCACGAUGCACUUCAUUUGCAUGAUAUUGCAUUUCCAUCACGAGCAUUACCUCCCACAAGUGCUGAAGCUGUGGCACUGCCAAAUCCGGGCGAUUAUCACUGGAGAAAAGGUGGUGAGAUUCAUCUGAACGAUCCUCUUGCCAUAUCAAAGCUGCAAGAGGCAGCCAGGGGAAAUAGUGUGGCUGCCUACAAAGAGUACUCCAAGCGCAUACAGGAACUGAAUAAAUCCUGUAAUCUGCGGGGACUUCUAAAAUUCAAAGAAGCGGCUGUGCAAAUUCCUUUAGAGGAAGUAGAGCCAGCUAGUGAAAUUGUGAAGAGGUUCUGUACGGGAGCCAUGAGUUAUGGGUCCAUUUCACUGGAGGCUCACACCACCCUUGCUAUGGCAAUGAAUAAGAUCGGAGGAAAGUCGAACACAGGUGAGGGCGGUGAAAACCCAUCCCGUAUGGAGCCACUUUCAGAUGGUUCGAUGAAUCCUAAGAGGAGUGCAAUCAAGCAGGUAGCAAGUGGGAGGUUUGGUGUUUCCAGUUAUUACCUAACUAAUGCUGAUGAGCUUCAGAUAAAAAUGGCUCAGGGAGCAAAGCCUGGUGAAGGAGGGGAACUUCCUGGCCAUAAGGUUAUUGGGGAUAUUGCAAUCACUCGAAAUUCUACUGCUGGGGUGGGAUUAAUAAGCCCUCCUCCUCAUCAUGACAUCUAUUCUAUCGAAGAUCUUGCUCAACUGAUUUAUGAUUUGAAGAAUGCUAAUCCAGCGGCAAGAGUUAGUGUGAAAUUGGUUUCUGAAGCUGGUGUUGGAGUAAUUGCUAGUGGUGUUGUAAAGGGGCAUGCUGACCAUAUUUUAAUUUCCGGACACGAUGGAGGUACAGGGGCCUCUCGGUGGACUGGUAUUAAGAGUGCUGGGCUUCCAUGGGAACUUGGUCUUGCGGAGACCCAUCAAACUCUUGUUGCUAAUGAUCUCCGUGGCCGAACAGUUCUCCAGACUGACGGCCAACUUAAAACUGGAAGAGAUGUUGCCAUGGCUGCACUUCUUGGCGCAGAGGAAUUUGGUUUCAGCACAGCUCCUCUCAUAACUCUUGGUUGCAUUAUGAUGCGGAAGUGCCACAAAAACACUUGCCCAGUUGGCAUUGCAACUCAAGAUCCAGUUCUUAGAGAAAAAUUUGCUGGAGAACCUGAACAUGUCAUUAAUUUCUUCUUCAUGAUUGCUGAAGAAUUAAGGGAAAUUAUGUCUCAGCUUGGAUUAAGAACCAUCAAUGAGAUGGUUGGUCGAUCAGACUUGCUAGAAAUGGAUAAAGAUCUGAUCAAGGAUAAUGAGAAGCUUAAGACUAUCGAUCUCUCUCUAUUACUUAAACCGGCUGCUGAGAUUCGUCCGGAAGCAGCACAGUAUUGUGUAGAGAAGCAAGACCAUGGCCUAGACAUGGCUUUGGACCAGAAACUGAUAUCAUUGUCUGCACCAGCCUUGUCAAAAGGUCUUCCUGUGUAUAUGGAGACCCCUAUCUGCAAUACAAAUCGGGCGGUUGGAACAAUGUUAAGUCACGAAGUGACAAAGCGCUACCACAAUAUAGGCCUUCCUGCAGAUACUAUUCACGUUAAACUUAAUGGAAGUGCGGGGCAGAGCCUUGGAGCUUUUCUGUGCUCUGGAAUCAUGCUGGAGCUUGAAGGUGACAGCAAUGACUAUGUUGGAAAGGGAUUGUCUGGUGGCAAGAUUGUUGUGUACCCUCCCAAAGGAAGCAACUUUGACCCAAAAGAAAACAUCAUAAUAGGAAAUGUGGCUCUUUAUGGUGCAACAAAUGGAGAAGCUUACUUUAAUGGGAUGGCUGCUGAAAGAUUCUGUGUACGUAAUUCAGGUGCUAAAGCAGUUGUAGAAGGUGUUGGUGAUCAUGGUUGCGAGUAUAUGACUGGAGGGACUGUUGUUGUGCUUGGGAAAACUGGGCGCAAUUUUGCAGCUGGCAUGAGUGGUGGUAUAGCUUAUGUUUUCGAUGAGGAUUCCAAGUUCCGUUCUAGAUGCAAUGCUGAGCUUGUUGAUCUGGAUAAUGUUGAAGAAGAGGAUGACAUCACAACUCUUAGGAUGAUGAUACAGCAACAUCAGCGGCACACAGGCAGCCAGCUAGCCAAAGACGUGCUUUCGAACUUUGAUAAACUCUUGCCUUCAUUUGUUAAGGUCUUUCCAAGGGAUUACAAACGAAUACUAGCAAGCCUUAGGAAGGAGGAAAUUGCAAAAAGGGCUGCAGAAAAGGCUGCUAAAGAAGCUGAAGAGCAAGAAGAAGCAGAGUUAGUUGAAAAAGAUGCUUUUGAAGAGCUAAAGAAAUUGGCAGCUGCUAAUACCAUGAAUGAGAAAGCUAGUGAGGAAGUGAAGGCUAAAGUAUCAGACAGACCAUCUGAGGUAGCUGAUGCUGUCAAGCAUAGAGGUUUUGUUGCAUAUGAGCGUGCAGGAGUUUCAUAUAGGGAUCCCCUUGUUCGGAUGGGUGACUGGAAAGAAGUUAUGGAAGAGACAAAGCCUGGACCGCUUGUAAAGACACAGUCUGCUCGCUGUAUGGACUGUGGCACUCCUUUUUGUCAUCAAGAGAAUUCUGGAUGUCCUCUUGGAAAUAAAAUACCUGAAUUCAACGAGUUGGUGUACCAAAAUAGGUGGCGUGAAGCACUCAAUCGGCUUCUGGAGACCAAUAAUUUUCCAGAGUUUACUGGCCGAGUAUGCCCAGCACCGUGUGAGGGUUCUUGUGUGCUUGGUAUUAUUGAAAAUCCAGUUUCUAUUAAGAGCAUUGAGUGUUCGAUCAUCGACAAAGCCUUUGAGGAAGGUUGGAUGCUGCCCCGACCUCCACUAACGAGAACAGGGAAAAAAGUUGCCAUUGUUGGGAGUGGACCUUCUGGUUUGGCAGCUGCUGAUCAGCUAAAUAGAAUGGGUCAUUCUGUGACAGUCUUUGAGCGGUCCGAUCGAGUUGGGGGCCUGAUGAUGUAUGGAGUCCCAAAUAUGAAAACGGAUAAAAUUGAUGUUGUUCAAAGGCGGGUUGACCUUAUGGAGAAAGAAGGAGUGACAUUUGUUGUCAAUGCCAGUGUUGGCAAAGAUCCGUCCUAUUCCCUGGAUCGACUUCGUGAGGAGAAUGAUGCAAUAAUUUUGGCCGUAGGAGCUACAAAGCCAAGGGACCUUCCUGUUCCUGGAAGGGAGUUGUCAGGAGUCCAUUUUGCGAUGGAGUUUCUUCAUGCCAAUACGAAGAGCUUGCUUGAUAGCAAUCUUGAGGAUGGUAACUACAUAUCAGCCAAAGGAAAGAAAGUUGUUGUAAUUGGUGGAGGUGACACAGGAACAGAUUGCAUAGGGACCUCUAUUAGACACGGUUGCAAUAACAUUGUUAAUUUGGAGCUUCUUCCUGAGCCACCUAGAACAAGAGCACCGGGUAACCCCUGGCCACAGUGGCCUCGUAUAUUCCGUGUUGAUUAUGGGCACCAAGAAGCUGCUACCAAGUUUGGAAAAGACCCCAGGUCCUAUGAGGUAUUGACUAAGCGGUUCAUUGGAGAUGAAAAUGGUCUUGUGAAAGGACUAGAAAUAGUGCGCGUACAAUGGGAGAAGGAUGCCAGUGGAAGGUUUCAGUUUAAGGAAGUUGAGGGUUCGGAGGAGAUCAUCGGGGCUGAUUUAGUCCUCCUAGCCAUGGGUUUUCUAGGGCCCGAGUCGACUAUAGCGGACAAACUGGAGUUGGAACGAGAUAAUAGAUCAAACUUCAAAGCUGAAUAUGGCCGUUUCUCAACCAAUGUAGAUGGCGUGUUUGCUGCUGGUGAUUGUCGACGUGGUCAAUCAUUGGUGGUAUGGGCCAUUUCAGAAGGCCGACAAGCUGCUUCUGAAGUCGACAAGUACCUUCUUAGAGAGGAAAACAAUGUCGAUUCAGAUCGACUAGAUAAUACCACCAAUAGGCAGCAAGAUAGCAACAAGCAGACAGUAAUGACAAAGUAAAUUUCCUUUUAGUCAUUUUGGGUUUUCGGUUUUCAUAUACGAAUGAGGGAGUUAUCUUGAUGAGUUCCAUAUGGAGAUGAUUGUUGAAUCUGAAGAUGUUUAUGGGUAAGAAGAGGUUCACAAGUCGAUUCUUGUAGAUAACCAACAAUAGGAGAACCUUUCGAAGCUAAAAAGAAUUUUUAGAUUAGGGAGGGGGAUAAUGUCCUUUGUAAUCGGGGUAUUAUUAUCCUUUGCAGGUUGUUUUCGUGAUCUCUUCAUUUCCUUCUGGUAUUUCUUGUUUGAAAUGGUGGUUAAAAAUCCAUCACAAUAAAUACUGUAAAGCUUUUGGAUUUUGGUUUUAUAUCGUUAUCUAUUUAUCACCAGAUUAGUAGA